Diuraphis noxia (Russian wheat aphid) is the source of this 2349-nucleotide messenger RNA. Its product is annotated as TBC1 domain family member 12-like. Gene Ontology annotation, biological process: regulation of GTPase activity. Lineage: Eukaryota; Metazoa; Arthropoda; Insecta; Hemiptera; Aphididae. The record is from RefSeq and is a predicted model, not a curated record. Gene Ontology annotation, molecular function: small GTPase binding; GTPase activator activity.
UGUUCAUAUGUCCAUGUUYUCUACAUUAUUUAUUUUAUUCUUUGGCUCUUUGUUCAUGUCACCGAACAUGGAAUCAUUAUCAAAUUUUAGAAAGGAAAUCAGUCAAAUCACAAUAAUUAAUAAUUAUGACAAAAUAUGCAGUGAUAUGUGAUAACAAGAGAUAUUUUAGAGCUUUUGAGCAUCAACAAGUGAUGAAACAUGAAACAAAAUACAAAUAAACAAUAGUCGAAUUGUCAAAUGUUGAUAGUGAAUAGACGUAUAGUGUAUUAGUGUUAAGUAAUACGAAUUGUACUUGAUUUUUCAACGUUUGUGGUUCGUGGAUGACAACUGUUUUAGAAACUAAUCUGGUACAAAUUUCUAUCAAAUAUCGAUUUUAACAUGCAGAGAUUGAAGAAAACAGCAUGUCCACUGGUUCAUUGAUUGUAUUACUAUCAUAUAAACGAUUAUUAUUCAUCAUUGAUGAACGAUUCCGGAUCGACUAGUCCAUUCGACAAUGGAUGUUUGUCCUAUUACUUUGAUGAUUUGUCAAUCAUUGACCGAGAAACUAUUGCAGAAGACCUCAGCGAUACAAUUGAUUCAGAUGACAGUAGUUGCUCUAGGACAGCAUGUUCGUCCAUAUUUGGCUCGGGUCCAGACGAAUUGGAAUCAGAAAUAUCUUUAUUUUCAUCAUGCAGUGGCAGUAUAACAAAAUCUAAUGAAUGUCUUAUUGACAUUGAUACAUCAAUUGAUUCCACUUGUCUGAAUAUUGGGAAAACAUCUGAAUGCUGUUUAUUGACAAUUGGAAAAUCUAUUCAAAAAAAUAACUAUAUUGGAGUUAAAUCUUUUGAUCGUAUAAGUACCAGAACAAUUGAUAAUGAAGACAAAAUAGCCGGUAGUACGGCUCUAAUUUUAAAUUGUAGACCAACUCAAAUCCCAGCCAAACUACCUAAAGAACAAUUAGAACAUGAGAAAUUGUAUGAGGAAAUUUUACGAAAUGCAAAGAAAAAUGAAUCUGAAAGAGCAAAAAAACAUAAAGAACAUUUAAAACAAAAAUUACAAAAUGAAGAACGAUUAGCAAAUGUAACAAAAAUAUGGACUCAAGAAAUAAUUCCACAUUGGCAUAAAAUGUGUCAUACAAAAAGAUGUCGUGAUCUUUGGUGGAAUGGUUUGCCUUCAAGUGUACGUGGUAAAGUUUGGUGUUUAGCCAUCGGCAAUGAUUUGCUUAUCAAUGAAGAAUUAUAUAAAAGUUGUGUUUCAAAUUCAUUUAAUAAAUUGAAAGACUCAGAAGCUGCUAUGGAUUGCCUGGAAUACAUACAUUUAGAUAUUACGCGUACAUUUCCUCACUUGGGGAUUUUUCAACAAGGUGGACCAUACUUUAACGUAUUAAAACGUAUUCUUAGUGCCUAUGUUUGUCUCCGGCCUGAUAUUGGUUACAUUCAGGGCAUGUGUUUUAUUGCUGCGAUUUUACUUUUAAAUAUGGAAGAACUUGAGGCAUUUGUUUGUCUUGUUAAUUUAAUGGAAUCUCCAUGCUUGAAUGCAUUUUAUACCGUAAACCAACGUUUGAUGACUUCUUAUUUUUCUACAUAUAAUGAUCUACUUAAACAUAAUUUGAAUAGACUCAAUACACAUUUUAAUCUCAUCGGUCUAACUUCUGAAAUGUACUUGGUUGAUUGGAUAUAUUCAGUUUUUACAAAAUCAAUGAACUUAGAAUUGGCAUCUAUUAUUUGGGAUAAUUUUUUAAGAGAUAAAGAUCAAUUUUUAUUUCGAGCUGCAUUAGGUAUUUUAYACAGUAAUGAGUCACAAUUGAUGCAAAUGGAUUCUAUUACGUGUGCACAAUAUUUAACAAAGUUACCAGAAAGUUUUACAUCAAACGCUUUAUUGAAAUCAACUACAGCUAUUCGUAUGUCCAUUGGGAAACAAUCAUUUAACUCCUUACUUAUUUUCAACCAAACAAAAUGUACCCAAAACUCUUUGAUGUAAUAGUUUUGAUAUAUUUAUUGAUGUUAUUGCUCAUUUAUAAUAAGAAAUAAUUUUGUAUAUAACUAUUUAAUUGUUACACUAAUGACAUAAUAUCUUAACUUUUAAAAAUAGUUCUUUAAGUGUAAAUUUUUUAAUUGUAUUCAUCCCAUUAAUAAUUUAGUGCAUAAAUAAUGCAAGAUAUUAAUGGAUGACAAUAGUAGUGGUGUGAAAUAAAUCUGGUUUCUCCGAAAAUCCGGAUUUCGGAUUUUAAAAUCCAAAUUUCAAAUUUUUGUAUUUGAAAAUUCGAAUAUUUGGGUGUCACAUUGUGGAUUUCUGUAUUCUAAAUCAGAAAAUUAAAUUUUUCGUUAUAAAUUCUAAUAUAAAUAAACGAACAUUUUCCAUUUAAAAAAA